Messenger RNA from Mus musculus (house mouse), 2953 nucleotides. It is a transcript of the gene Qrfprl, whose product is annotated as pyroglutamylated RFamide peptide receptor like. Gene Ontology annotation, cellular component: membrane; plasma membrane. Bases 1 to 1251 code for a protein of 416 amino acids. The record is from RefSeq and is marked validated. Gene Ontology annotation, molecular function: neuropeptide Y receptor activity; G protein-coupled receptor activity. NCBI's taxonomy places the organism in Eukaryota, Metazoa, Chordata, Mammalia, Rodentia, Muridae. Gene Ontology annotation, biological process: G protein-coupled receptor signaling pathway; signal transduction; neuropeptide signaling pathway. The transcript is spliced from 6 exons.
AUGUCGUGGAACUUGACCGCGGAGCAGCUCUCGGCGCUGCUUCGGCUGCACAACCUGACGCGCGCUCAGUUCAUCGCGCACUAUGGGCUGCGGCCACUGGUGCUCACCCCGCAGCUUCCCGCGCGCGCCAGGCUGGCCCUCCUGCUGGUCGGCAUGCUCAUCUUUGCCCUGGCGCUCUUCGGCAACGCCCUGGUAGUCUAUGUGGUGACCCGCAGCAAGGCCAUGCGCACCGUCACCAACAUCUUCAUCUGCUCCCUGGCACUCAGCGACCUGCUCAUCGUCUUCUUCUGCAUCCCGGUCACCAUGCUCCAGAACGUCUCGGACACCUGGCUGGGGGGUGCCUUCAUUUGCAAAAUGGUCCCAUUUGUCCAGUGCACUGCCAUUGUGACAGAAAUCCUUACUAUGACCUGCAUUGCUGUGGAAAGGCACCAGGGACUUGUCCAUCCUUUUAAAAUGAAGCGGCAGUACACCAAUCAAAGAGCUUUCACAAUGCUAGGUGUGGUGUGGCUGGUGGCCAUCAUCAUAGGAUCACCCAUGUGGCAUGUGCAGCGACUUGAGAUUAAGUAUGACUUCCUAUAUGAAAAAGAACACAUCUGCUGCCUGGAAGAGUGGAGCAGCCCCGUGCACCAGAAGAUCUACACCACCUUCAUCCUUGUCACCCUCUUCCUGCUACCACUGUUGCUGCUCUCUGUCCUCUACGGGAAAAUCGGUUAUGAGCUUUGGAUCAAGAAAAGAAUCGGGGAUGGCUCAGUGCUCCGAACUAUUCAUGGAAAAGAAAUGUUCAAAAUAGCCAGAAAGAAGAAGCGAGCUGUGAUCAUGAUGGUGACAGUCGUGGUUCUCUUUGCUGUGUGCUGGGCACCUUUCCACAUCGUUCACAUGAUGAUUGAAUACAGUAAUUUUGAAAAGGAAUAUGAUGAAGUCACAAUCAAGAUGAUUUUUGCUAUAGUGCAAAUAAUUGGAUUUUUCAACUCCAUCUGUAAUCCCAUUAUUUAUGCACUUAUGAAUGAAAACUUCAAAAAAAACUUUGUGUCUGCCGUUUGCUAUUGCAUUGUGAAGGAAACACCUUCUUCAGCACGGAAGCAUGGAAGUUCAGGAGCUAUGGUGAUGCACAGGAGGGCAAAGUUAGCUGCAAGAGAGAAUCCUGUAGAGAUCAAAGGAGAAGCAUUUGGGGGCAGCAACAUCGAUAUCAAGUGGUGUGAACAGCCAGAAAAGAAGAAGAGGAGAUCAAAAGUGGCAUCUUGUCCUCUUUAGUUCCGAAUUUCUGAGAGCUCUGCUGUAGACGUGAACACUGUACCAAUGUCUUCAGAAUGAGUAUCUGUCAUACUGUAAUCGAAAGAAAAUGAUUUUGAGAAAAAGCCAGAGAGCUUUCAUAUUAAAAAUGUUGACAAACACUCAGAAGGCAGGGACAGGGGAUUCAAGAGUUUAAAGUCAUCCUUAGCUGCACGAUAAGUUUGAGGAUAACCUGGGCUACAAGAGACCCUGUCUCAAGAAGCCAUAAUAAUUAAAACAACCAUCCUUAACUAAUGAUAAUGACAAAGUAUUUUUCCAUUGAAAAUACAUGUAAGCUGCAAUUUUGAAAAAUUAUUGAACCACCCUUGUGAUUAAUAGAUGAAGUUUAAAAAAAUUUAAAUGUGUUUUUAUUGUAUGUAUAUGGUUGGUUUACCUGUGUAUAUGUCUUUCAGUAACUUGUAUAAAACUCAAUGAUCUCAGCUAGUAACUUUCUUCUGUGUGGUCAAUGUGAUAUGAUUUCCUAUAUAUUGCUAAAUUGAAUGAAAACAUUAACAAUUCAUUUUCUUCCUAGAAUAUUAAUUUAAUAGUUGAGCAUCACACGUGACUGCCGAAGUUGUGCCUCAUUCUUUUGCAAAGAAAGCAUGUACCAAAGUCAGAAAGUCCAAAAAAGUGGAGGAGCAGCCAAACAUGAGUGCAACUCAGCAACACAUAGAUCGGAGCUUCUUACAGCCCGAGGGACCAUUUCUGUGCUCUCAUAACCCCCUUUUUUCUUUUUAAAUAUCUAUUUCUGUGCAAACUGAUGUUGAUACCGGCUCUACUUGAUGAAGUCACCAGGAAGCUAAAUGAGACACACGUAGAAAAGCAUUUUGCGGUCUAGAGCAGUCUUGCAUUCGGAAGCAUUGUCCUGUUCAUAUAUAUCUCCAGCCUCUUCUGUCCCUGCUCUGAGUUUAUUCUUGACACUGUCCAACUUUUUCCUCAUACACACAUCUGCGUUCUUUACUAGAGAAGAGUUUGAGGGACCUCAUGUAUCGACAGAGUUGAUAUAUAAUAUAAAUAGGGUUAAAAUAUAAGUAUUAGAGAUAAGCUCUAGUGGUAGGAAAGAGCUUUCCUUACAUAAGUGUAACAUGUUGACGAGGACUGAACUCUACCAUGAAAUUUUGCCAUUCCAUGACUACCCAGGUUUCUUCCCUCAAACCCAUUUAGUCUUCUGACUCCCACAUGUCACAGAUCCAGGGGCCACCAUCAUCAGAGCACAUGACCCUUUCCCAUCAAGCAUCUAAUACUUUCAAAGCUUAGUCAUAUAUCCUUGUAGCCUAAAUGUUUCUGAUGCCUCCAGUUUCUAGUCUUGAUUGUUUUCAGCUGAUAACAAAAAUGUCAAGAACACCCAGGCUGCUUUGUGGUUUGAGCAUUAAAACAUGGGAACCAAACAACUGAGGCUACUAACUCCUCAGUACAACCUCAACUCCUCAGGUGUGUCAGCGAAGCAUGCAUGGAAAAGAUGAAGAUGAAAUAAUGUGUGGUAAUAGAGGAGGGGAAAUGCCAAGAUGACAGUAAAAUUAUCAAAUCAAAAAGAGGGAGGCUGGAUCAUGUGUUUGGGAACGGAUUGUUUAGGUCGUACUGUGAACUGUGUGUCUGUUGUGCCUAGCUAUCCUGUUACAAAGCAGUGUUUUGUUAAAACACCAAAAAUUAAAAUAAAUCCAAAUCACUGUCUUUGGUUACCUUC